This is a messenger RNA of Colletotrichum navitas, 2510 nucleotides long. Its product is annotated as acetate-CoA ligase. Gene Ontology annotation, molecular function: AMP binding; acetyl-CoA synthetase activity. The transcript is spliced from 7 exons. Gene Ontology annotation, cellular component: cytosol. Lineage: Eukaryota; Fungi; Ascomycota; Sordariomycetes; Glomerellales; Glomerellaceae. The record is from RefSeq and is a predicted model, not a curated record. Bases 332 to 2344 code for a protein of 670 amino acids.
CGUACGGGAUCCGAGUCCAAGACGCACCCCAUUGGAGUUGACUCUUGCUGCCGCUACCCGCUUUGCAGCAACGCUAUCGAGGCCACCGCACGACUUGGAGGCCCUCAUCCUCGAGAGCUGUGGAGUGUUGCGCCGGUUCCCAUCCAGCUUUGCCGCGCGACCUGCCAUCUUAGCUGCACCAGGGCCGCUUCUCUUACGACGAGGACCAGAAAGACGAACCGCGUCGAACGAUUCUCUGUCUAAGCAGCUACCUCAGCAGACCUGCAUAAAGUACCCCGCAUCCUUCAUAACAGCAAACAGCACACAAUACGCUGCACAACACCCCGCUACCAUGUCCGAAGCUGCAGAGCCACAAAAGGCCCCGGUGGUCGCUGAGGCCCACCUUGUUGAUACCUUCCAUCCACCCCAAAAGAUGCUUGACAAGCAUCCCAGCAAACCCCACUUGAGCAGUCUCGAGCACUACCAGAAGCUAUACAAGCAAUCCAUCACCGACCCUAAGGCCUUCUGGGGCACCCAGGCACGCGAGCUCCUGUCGUGGUUCAGCGAUUUCCAGACCGUCUACUCUGGUUCUCUGGAGGGCGGUGACAGCGCUUGGUUUGUCGAGGGCCAGCUCAAUGCUAGUUACAACUGCGUUGAUCGUCAUGCCUUCAAGGACCCCAACCGCGUCGCCAUCAUCUACGAGGCCGACGAGCCUGGCGAUGGUCGCAAUGUCACCUACGGCGAGCUCCUGCGGGAGGUCUCGCGGACCGCCUGGGUUCUGAAGCAGAUGGGUGUCCGAAAGGGCGAUACUGUCGCCAUCUACCUGCCCAUGAUUCCCGAAGCCAUCAUCGCCCUGCUCGCUUGCGUCCGUAUCGGCGCUGUCCAUUCCGUCGUCUUUGCCGGUUUCUCCGCCGAUUCCCUCCGCGACCGUGUCAUUGACGGCAGCUCCAAGGUCGUCAUCACCACUGACGAGGGCAAGCGUGGAGGCAAGUUGAUCGGCACCAAGAAGAUCGUCGACGAUGCCUUGAAGCAGUGCCCCGACGUCUCCCACGUACUGGUUUACAAGCGCACCGGCGCUGAUGUGCCCAUGACCAAGGGUCGUGAUUGGUGGUGGCACGAGGAGGUCGAGAAGUGGCCCUCCUACUUCCCCCCUGAGCGCGUCAACUCCGAAGACCCCCUCUUCCUCCUUUACACCUCCGGUUCUACCGGCAAGCCCAAGGGUGUCAUGCACACCACUGCAGGUUACCUGGUCGGCGCCGCCGCCACCGGCAAGUACGUCUUCGACAUUCAUGACGGAGACCGCUACUUCUGUGGUGGUGAUGUCGGCUGGAUUACCGGCCACACCUACGUUGUCUACGCCCCCCUGUUGCUCGGUGUAACGACCGUUGUCUUCGAGGGUACGCCUGCCUACCCUAACUUCUCGAGAUACUGGGACAUUAUUGCGAACCACAAGGUCACCCAGUUCUACGUUGCUCCUACCGCGCUUCGUCUGCUGAAGCGCGCUGGCGACCAGCAUGUCAAGGGUGACAUGAAGCACCUUAGAGUGCUGGGCUCCGUUGGUGAGCCCAUCGCCGCCGAGGUCUGGAAGUGGUACUUUGAGGUUGUCGGAAAGGAGGAGGCCCACAUCGUGGACACAUACUGGCAGACUGAGACCGGAUCCAACGUCAUCACUCCCCUGGCUGGUGUCACACCCACCAAGCCCGGAAGUGCCUCGUUGCCCUUCUUUGGCAUCGAGCCCGCCAUUAUUGACCCCGUUUCCGGCGAAGAGAUUCACGGCAACGAUGUCGAGGGCGUUUUGGCCUUCAAGCAGGCCUGGCCUAGCAUGGCGCGCACUGUCUGGGGUGCUCACAAGCGUUACAUGGACACUUACCUGAACGUCUACAAGGGCUACUAUUUCACCGGUGACGGCGCGGGCCGUGACCACGAGGGCUUCUACUGGAUCCGGGGUCGCGUCGAUGACGUCGUCAACGUCUCUGGCCAUCGUCUUUCAACAGCCGAGAUUGAGGCCGCGCUCAUCGAGCACCACUCCAUCGCCGAGGCCGCCGUCGUCGGUGUUGCCGACGAGCUCACCGGCCAGGCUGUCAACGCCUUCGUCGCCCUCAAGGACGGCAACGAAGCGUCGGACGCGCUCCGUAAGGAGUUCAUCAUGCAGGUGCGCAAGAGCAUAGGCCCCUUUGCGGCGCCCAAGGCCGUUCAUAUCGUACCCGACCUGCCCAAGACACGCUCCGGUAAGAUCAUGCGCAGAAUCCUGCGCAAGAUCUUGGCCGGCGAGGAAGACCAGCUUGGUGACGUGACGACUCUUUCGGACCCCUCCGUCGUUGACAAUAUCAUCAAUAUCGUCCACGAAGAGAAGAGGAAGAAGUAAAUGCGAGUUCAUGAGACGAGAGAGUGAGAGUUGAAGAUGAGAUGUGAUGUGAUACCACAAGACAGAGAAUGGACGUUCGUUGCAGGUGCAAACGGUUGAUGAAAGUACCCGCUUGGAACCCAGAAAUGAGUUAGGUUUGUUGUUUUUGUCAUAUAGCGACACUUUU